AGGACAAAGAGAGAUGGGAAUUUUCAUAAUUAUUAUUCCAUAAAACCAACACAUAUUCAUUUUGCUUUCGAUAUUUAAAAUCACUUCUUUACACUCUCUCCCCCAUACAAAUCACUUUAGAGAGUCUAAACUCACUUUCCUCCUCCUCCUCCUCCUUCUCCUCUAAGUAUUCUUUCCUUCCUUAGCCUCAAUCCUCAAGCUUUGUGCAUGUAUUAGCUAUAAAAUGGGUUUUGAUGCAAAUUGUAAUACAGGCCUUGUUCUUGGGCUAGGCUUCAAUGAUCAUAAUCAUCAAGAAAAGAAGAAGAAGUCCAUCAACAAGGUUAUUCCUUUGAAAUCUGAUCAUCAAUACUUGUUCCCUUCUGAUCUAACAUUAGGUCCGUCAUCAGAAGAGAUCAUCACGUGUUGGUCAGCAUCCGCGCCGGGGAAGAUUAAUGAUCUUCCCCAAGAUACUCAGCAGCAGCAGCAGACUUCUUCUCCUAGUACUACCGCGAUCUCGUCCUUCUCUAACUCCAAUAGUGUGAAGAAGGAGAGAGAGUUUGAAGAAGUGGAGGUAGAGAGAGGGUGUUACGAAGAUGAAGAAGGUAGUCCUAGAAAGAAACUUAGACUGACAAAAGAACAAUCCGGGGUGUUAGAAGAAAGCUUCAAAGAACAAAGUACUCUUAAUCCGAAGCAAAAGCUAGCAAUAGCAGAACAGUUGAAUUUGAGGCCGCGCCAAGUAGAAGUUUGGUUUCAAAAUAGAAGAGCCAGGACUAAACUGAAGCAAACAGAAGUAGAUUGUGAGUUGUUGAAGAAAUGCUGCGAAACAUUAACAGAAGAGAACAAGCGGCUGCAAAAGGAGCUACAAGAGCUCAAAUCAUUAAAGACGAACGACAAUACUGCGCCGUUUUAUGUACAGCUGCCGGCGUCAACUCUCACUGUCUGUCCUUCUUGUGAGAGGAUCGCCGCUGGUACUGCCGGUGGUGAGGCUUCUUCCAAGUCGACCGAUUUCUCGAUCCGACCGAAGCCGCCUCAUCAUCUUUACAACCCUUUCAACCAUCCAUAUGCUGCUUGUUAAUUAGAGUAAUACUUGGUCUUAUAUUUGUAGAUUAAUUAGUUAAUUACUAAAUUAAAUUAAUUAAUAUGUGUGUGAACAUUUUCUCUUUAUCAUGUACAUGCUUGUGAAAGGGUUGUAGGAAAAGACGACCAAGGGAAUUUUUUUCUCCUUGUGAUGAUUAAUUUCUUUGAAUGUAAGUAGCAUUCUCACUGCAAGUAAUUAUUUCAAUAUUCAGUGAAGUAAUUAGGUUGUUGUUGUUGUUUGUAGCUAAAGUCUCUUUAGUGUGUUUCUCUCAGGCCAUCUCUUCUGAUGUCCUGUUGUUUUUUCUUCCCUUUUGUUGGUCUAUAUCUGUGGCUUAUAAGAAAAAAGUCUCUUUAGUUUGAUCGUC
This is a messenger RNA of Tripterygium wilfordii, 1421 nucleotides long. Its product is annotated as homeobox-leucine zipper protein HAT22-like. Gene Ontology annotation, molecular function: sequence-specific DNA binding; DNA-binding transcription factor activity, RNA polymerase II-specific. The transcript has 3 exons. The record is from RefSeq and is a predicted model, not a curated record. Gene Ontology annotation, biological process: regulation of DNA-templated transcription. The coding region runs from base 224 to 1054 and encodes 276 amino acids. NCBI's taxonomy places the organism in Eukaryota, Viridiplantae, Streptophyta, Magnoliopsida, Celastrales, Celastraceae.